CAUCUUUCUAUCGCUCACUUGAAUCGGCACGCAGGUGAGAGCGAGCCGCCGUUGCAAUGGAUCGAAGCACGCCCGCGCCGCCCUCCGCCCGCGCUGUCCACAUUGCCUGGGAAUUCAGCGUCAUCUCGACUCUCCUGCUCGCCACAGCUACUCUCCUCUUCAUCGCAAGACUAUGGACUCGCUGCUUUCCGGUAUUUCGGAUGCUGGCAGACGAUUACGUUUGUGCAGUGGGUUACGUUCUCGUCGUCAUCAACACAUCUCUCUUCUUCAAGAGCGUCGAGUGGAUCUUUCCUUCUUGGAAAGGCGACCGGACCAAGUUCACAAUCGCUGACAUGGAGCAAUCUGCCUUCUGGGGCAUCAUCGCACAACCGUUCUGGGCAUGGUCCAUGGCCAUGGUCAAGAUAUCCAUUGGCCUGAUGCUGCUUCGCUUGGAGUCUGAUAAACCGUGGCGGCGAUUCCUUUGGGCCAUGAUUGCGUUUCAAGUUGUGCUUAGUGCGUACAACAUGCUCACACAACUGCUGGGCUGUAUACCUCUCAGCGAGAUGUGGGAUAUUUCUGACAACGUGCCGGGAAAGUGCUGGCCAUACCACGUCGAAUCAGCCAGUCAAGUCACAGUACAAGCCUUCGUCAUCCUGACCGAUUGGAUCUACGCACUGCUCCCGAUGAACUUCCUUCGCAAGGUCCAACGUCCACUCCGCGAGCGCGCCGUCAUUGGCCUGCUCAUGAGUCUGGGCGUGUUUGCUGGUGUCGCAUCCAUCAUCAAGAUCAAACAGAUUCUCACCCUCAAACACAGCCGAGACGCCUACGCUGACAUCAUCGUUAUCGAGAUGUGGUGUUCAAUCGAGGUGCUCACAGGUUUCGUUGUGUCUUGUGUGCCCUGUCUACGCGGACCUUUCCAGCGCGUCCUCGAGCACUACGGCAUCGUCACGCUACGCCAGGCCACCACGUACGCCUACGGGCAGUAUCCCGGAACACAAUAUGCGACGCACGUUACAAGUGGAAAGAACAGCAUGCUCGAUCCACCUCUUCGCAUGACGAGGGUCAACAGCUCCGGUGGCGAGUCAGUGGAGCACAUCAUCACGGGUAGCGAAACCGCCGUUAAGAACGGUGAGAUCUGGUGUACAACUGAAGUACUCAUGGAGGAGGAAGAAACGCAGAAAAUGCCGCGAGUUGCCCAGAGCAAGUCUCCUGGCUUGCCUUGGAGCGGCAGGUCGACUCCACGGCAAACGAGUCGGUGAUACUAGUUUUCAGCGAUAGUCAUGACCGGCGCACAAUGACAUGGUUCGGGUUGCUUUUAAGAUAUUCAAUUGCGGAAGCGAGGC
This is a messenger RNA of Paraphaeosphaeria sporulosa, 1322 nucleotides long. RefSeq lists its product as uncharacterized. Bases 57 to 1238 code for a protein of 393 amino acids. The transcript has 2 exons. The record is from RefSeq and is a predicted model, not a curated record. Lineage: Eukaryota; Fungi; Ascomycota; Dothideomycetes; Pleosporales; Didymosphaeriaceae.